Messenger RNA from Didymodactylos carnosus, 2961 nucleotides. The record is from the annotation of a GenBank genome assembly. Lineage: Eukaryota; Metazoa; Rotifera; Eurotatoria; Philodinida; Philodinidae.
AUGGGUUAUCAAAUUUGGAAAUCAUCUUCAACAAUGAACGAUAAUUACACGAAACAAGAAAAUCUAUAUGACUCAAAAUCAUCCACCAAGAAAAAUGAUACCGGAAAGAAAGGUCGAGCCGAGGAAGAUGGAUCAAAAAAGAAAAAAGAGAAAAAAAAGUCUAAACAACAAAAACAACCGUUAGUCAAGGCAACACCGAUAAACGAUGAACAAAAUGACGAUGAAGAGAAUGAUGAACAAGAAGAUACUGAGCAUGAUCAAGAGGUUAGCACACCUGAACCGGAGUCAUCCAGAACGCCAUCAACAUCAGUUAGAAAGCGUCACAAAAAGAAAUCUAGUGGUGGUGAUGGGAUCUUAGCAAAUAAAAAUGAAACACGUCUAAUAAAUUCAAAAGGCGUACAACAGCAAGGAGUGAAAACAAAUUCACCAACAAAAGAUGGUGUCGAAUUGGCACAUGAGGAUCAAUCACUUAUCGCUGUGAAAACUAAAACAAAACCACAAGCCACUGUUAAUCCAACAACGAUAACAAAACAAGCACUGCCACUGCAAACAUCUGUAGUUGAAAAUAAACAACAGCAACCUGCACCAGUGCAAGACAUUAAGCAAGUUGGAGGAAAGAAAAGUCAAAAAAAUCAACCUCCAAAACAACAGUUACCACUAUCACCAUCAAAUCAAAGUCAAGGACAAGGCAAUCAACAACACGCUGAAUCGAAUCGAAAUAAAUUAGCUACACCAUCCGCACAAGGUUUAAAAAAUGUAUGCUAUGGCGCUUCAAUUUUACCAUCUUCUCCUCAACAACAGCGUUCUAAAGAAUAUGCUCAGAUUAGUGAACAAACAGAAACACGUUUGCCUCCUCGUUCACAACCGCUACAAAAAUCUCCGGUUGAUGAACGACAAGUACCAAAUCCAUCGGUGCAAACAAACGGUUUUAGUCAACAGUCUUUAUCGCCCAUUAAUCCACCUCAGAUUAGUUCAAAUAAAGUAACACCACCGAAUCAUCCAAUAAAAAUGGUUGAUUUACUUAGAGCCCUACCUACAUCUCAAUCAGUCGUUACAGAAUUGAUGUUGGCUUUAGAUACAAUACCAUUAUCGGAUAAAGAAUUAGACGUUAUUAUGUAUAAAAUAGCAAACAAACAAGUUGUUCUCAAAUCAGAUUGUAAUAAUCUUCAACGUGGACAAAAGCUCGUCGAUCCACAGGUUCACAUUGGACAGAUUAUGGAUGACGUAACAAAAUCAUAUCACGAAGAAAUGACAAAAGAUCAGCAAGCAAUAUUACGUUUGAAAGAUUUGACAAACGAAUUAAAUUUAGAAAAAAAAAAGACAAAUGAUCUGAUUAAACAAUUAAAUGACAAAGAAACAGAAAAACAGAUUUUGUUGCAACAAUUUGAUACGAAACAUAAACAGGAAAUGCAGAUGAGACAACAACAAUCACUUCCGCCACAACAACAACAGCAACAACACAUGAUGGCAUUACAACGGCUCACUGAAGAAAAUCAACACUUACAGCAACAACUUCAAGCAGCUCAAAUUCAUCAUCAGAAAGCGUCUCCACAAUCCGCGUCACCAUCGACUGGAUUAGUUCAAAUGUUAACAACUCAACUUGAACAAACAUCGGUUAAAAAUGGUAAUUUAGAAAAACAAUUAACUUUGGGUGACAAGAAAAUAAAAGAUCUUCAAAAAGAAAAAGACGAUCUAUACAAACAUAAUCAAGACUUAACAAAAUCUGCGCAAGAAUAUCAUUCACAAAUGCAAACAAACCAACAGAAAGUCGAUCAGUUAUUAAACGAAUUGAAUCAAUGUAAAACACAUUUAAGUGAAUUAGAGAAUGAGAAUCAAACAAUGAAACAACAAGAAGUUGUUGUUAAUCAUCAAGGAGAUAAUAGUGAGAAUGAAACAUUACUGAAACAACAGUUAGAACAACUAAACGAAGUAUGUAAUAAGCAACGACAGGAUAUUGAAGAUUCGAAACAACUCUAUGAAAAUAAACAACAACUGAUUACUGAACUUGAAGAACGAAUAAGACAACAAGAACAGAUGAAAAAUGACGAACAACAAACGAAACAAGGAGAGUUAAAACAGCGAGAAGAAGAACAGCAACAGUUGAUUAAUCAGUUACAAGAGCAACUAAGACAAAUAGAGAACAAGUCAGAUCAAUUGAAUAAAGAAAAACAAACUCUAUCGGAUGAAUUAGAGAAUAAUAAACAAUUAAUCGAGCAAUUGAAAGUACAAUCGAAAUUAUGUGAGGAACACGAGAGUAUACGACACCAUUUGGAAGAAUCAAAUGUAAAUGAGUUAAACGAAAAAUCCAGAGAAAUUGAGCAUUUACGUAAUGCUCUGGAAGAAGCAACAAUAAAAAAUCAAAAAAUUGAAACUGAACGCAAUGAGUUUGAAAAUAGUCAUCGUACGAUUGAAAAUGAUGAAGAAAAAUAUCGUCAAACUUUAAUGAGUCUAUUACAAACUGAAGGCGUGAGCGAUGAUGAUAAAGUUUUACAAAUUUCAAGUGAAAACAAACUUCGAAUUCUAUCGAUGGAAAGUGAAAAUAAUAAUUUAAAACGAGAUAUCGAAGCACAAGUAAAAGAAAUUGAACAAACUGUUCAAGCAAAAGAAGAAUUAUUGAUUAAUGAUUUAAAAUCUAAAGAGUUAAUAAUUGAUAAUAUUCUGAAAGAAAAAGAUAUAUUAGUAUCGGAUACUAUUCGUCUUAAAAAUGAAAUUGAUCGUUUAAAUUCAGAAUUAGUUGAACAGUCAUCAGCAGUGAAUACAACUCGUCAACAAUUAGAAGAACGUGAUAAGGAAACUAUUGAGUUAGACAAGGUAAAUCAAUCAUUACAAAAUGAACGCAUACGAUUGACGAAUCUAAUUCGUCUUGGCCAAGAUGCUCUGAGUGAUGAGCAAGAUCUUGUGCAACAGCUUGGCCAAAGCUUGGGAUUUCAGGAUACAAAUCAGACUAAGAUUUCCGAAUGA